AUGAUGCAGACUCUUAGUGAGGCAUUGUUGAACAACAACCACCCCGUGCCACCUCCUCAACCUGCCGGGCACAGGGACAUGGGUCGUUUGGUGUCGGGUCACAGACCACCGACCUUCGCGGGUGAAGAAGACCCGGUUGUUUUGGAGGAGUGGAUGAGAGCGUUCGAUAAGAUCUUCUCGGUUGUGGGUUGUCCCGAGGAGCGGAGGGUAGAGCUGGCAACGUUCUACUUCUGUCACGAGGCUGAUCUAUGGUGGAUUCAUGAGGGACCUGCCUACCUUGAGGAGCCUGAGUUCGAUUGGUCUGCACUUAAAGAUAGAAUGCGCGAGAGGUUUUAUCCAGCACAUCUCCGCGCCGCGAUGUACGAGGAGUUCCUCCACCUUCAGCAAGGAUCUCUGUCAGUGGUCGAGUACCACAAGAAGUUUCUUGAGUUAGCGCGCUUCACUCGGAUGCUUGUGCCUACAGAGCUCGCCAAGGUUGAGAAAUUCAUUGCUGGCUUGAAUUAUGAGGCACGAAAGGCCUUGACCGUGAGUAGGCCGAGUUCUUUGAAGGAUACUUAUGUGAGUGCCGCGGAUCUGUAUCGCGUUCAGUAG
Ipomoea nil (Japanese morning glory) is the source of this 591-nucleotide messenger RNA. RefSeq lists its product as uncharacterized. Bases 1 to 591 code for a protein of 196 amino acids. Lineage: Eukaryota; Viridiplantae; Streptophyta; Magnoliopsida; Solanales; Convolvulaceae. The record is from RefSeq and is a predicted model, not a curated record. The transcript has a single exon.